UAGCAACCGCCAAAUCCUUUUCCAUCAAAAGUAAUAACUGAAAAUGAGACUGUGUUUAAUUAUUAUCACAGUUUUGUUGGUAGCUGAGCAGAUUCUGAGUUCUCCUUCUCGUCGUUUCAAUAAAGUGGCCUUUGAAGAAUAUUUAGUUCAAGCAAAAGACGUUUUGGAUCGAGUUCCACUUAUUGAUGGGCACAACGAUUUCCCUUAUAGCCUUCGAAGAUAUGAAAGUAAUCAAGUGGGAGAUUUGGACAUUUAUGACUUGACAAUUGUCGAACCAUGGGCUAGUUCCGCCUCAUCGCACACGGAUAUCAAUAGACUACGCCAAGGAAAAGUCGGAGCUCAAUUUUGGUCAGCCUAUGUUCCGUGUACUACGCAAUACAAGGAUGCCAUCUCAAAGACGUGGGAGCAGAUUGACGUAAUCCAUCGAUUAGUGGAGGCAAAUCCGACAACAUUCGCCUUUGUAACAUCAGCACAAGAAAUCGAAGAUGCUUUCGCGCAAGGAAAAAUCGGGAGCAUGGUUGGAGUUGAAGGUGGGCAUUCGAUGGGCAGCUCUUUGGGCGUUCUCCGUAUGAUGUACGACAGGGGUGUACGUUACAUGACAAUGACGCAUUCAUGCCCUACCCCGUGGGCGGAUAACUCGCAAUUGGACGAUCCCGGUAACGUUCCUGUUCAUGACGGUCUAACUCCGUUCGGCAGGACUGUGGUAGCGGAAAUGAAUCGGAUCGGAAUGCUGAUUGACUUGUCGCAUGUAUCGCGCAAAACAAUGAGAGAUGCGCUGGAAAUUAGUACAGCACCUGUCAUUUUCUCUCAUUCGUCGGCUUACGCAUUAUGCAACAACACCCGCAAUGUUCCCGACGAUAUUUUGCAGUUGGUGGCUCAAAACGGUGGUGUCGUCAUGGUCAAUUUCUUUGUCUCUUACAUCACCUGUGGUCUGACAGCAACUGUACAAGACGUUGCAGAUCAUAUCGAACAUAUUAGGAAUAUCGCGGGGGUUGACAACGUCGGCGUCGGAUCGGACUUUAAUGGCGUCGCAAGGACACCCGAAGGAUUGAAAGACGUGUCUGAAUAUCCCAACUUGUUUGUCGAGCUACUUGCCCGCGGAUGGACGGAAACUGAUUUAGAAAAAGUUGCUGGACUUAACUUGCUGAGAGCACUCAGAGGCGCCGAAUCGGUACGGGAUCAAAUGGCAGCCGAUGGAGUAAAACCUUUUGACGAGUGGAUUCCGCAGACGGAUUUACCGGCCGAGGCUCAGCCGUGCAACACCGGCGAGUACAAAUCCCAAAAACUAUUAACCGAAUGAAUUUUAAGUUUAACUAGAACACUAUGAGGUUGUCUUAUCCCCUGAAUAGCUAACGAAUUACAUUUGAUAGUCGCUGAAAAAAAU
Molecule: messenger RNA, 1384 nt
Organism: Daphnia carinata
Lineage: Eukaryota; Metazoa; Arthropoda; Branchiopoda; Diplostraca; Daphniidae
Product: dipeptidase 1-like
Exons: 9
Coding region: 44-1300 (418 amino acids)
Biological process (GO): proteolysis
Molecular function (GO): metallodipeptidase activity
Source: RefSeq, a predicted model, not a curated record